UUGUGGCGUGGUGGAUACACCCAUCCCCUCACCAGAAAUCCUGGGGGGUUCUUUCCCUCCGCUUACUAAGACCAUGGAGUCUCACAAAUACCCCCUUCUGCUGCUCUCUCUCCUGCUCAGACAAGGCUUGGUCUCCUCCUUCAAUAUCGACACCAGGAGGCCACAGGUGUUCCGGGGGCCGGAAGAAGCGCAGUUUGGAUAUAAAGUUCUGCAGCAUGAAGCUGAGGGGGAGAAAUGGGUGCUGGUGGGGGCUCCGUGGGACGGCUCCGCGGGGAACAGACAAGGAGACGUGUACAGAUGCAGCGUGGGCGCCCAGGCCAACUCCACAUGCGCCAAGGUCAACCUGGGCGAACUCGCCCUCAGGAAUGUCUCCAAAGAAAUCAAAAACAUGCAUUUCGGCAUGUCGCUGACCCAGGACACAGAGGGUGGAUUCGUGGCCUGUGCCCCUCUCUGGUCUCAGGAAUGUGGGUCCUCUAUGUUCAGUACCGGGAUCUGCACCCGGAUCGACGGAACCUUCCAGGCGACGGAAACCAUAGCUCCAACGGCGCAGAGAUGUUCCACCUACCUGGACAUUGUGAUUCUGCUGGAUGGGUCCAACAGCAUCUACCCCUGGUACGAGGUGCAGAACUUCCUCAGCAACAUUCUCAGCAAGUUCUUCAUCGGGCCGGAUCAGAUCCAGGUCGGGGUCCUGCAGUACGGAGAAGUAGCUGUCCAUGAAUGGUCCUUGAAGGACUUUACAACCUCCAAAGAAGUCGUGGAAGCAGCCAAAAACAUCAGCCGGCAAGAGGGCCGGGAGACGCGGACAGCGUUCGCCAUACACAAAGCCUGCUCUGAAGCGUUCAGCCCCGAGCGCGGCGGGCGGAAAGACGCCACUCGACUCCUCAUCGUCGUAACAGACGGAGAAUCCCACGACGGAGACGAACUGCCCACGGCGCUACUGGAAUGCGAGAAGCGUGACAUCACGCGAUACGCCAUCGCGGUUUUGGGCAACUAUAUGAGAAGACAGCAGGAUCCGAAUUCCUUUAUCAACGAGAUCAAAUACAUCGCCAGCGACCCGGACGAGAAGUAUUUCUUUAACGUCACGGACGAAGCUGCUCUCAACGACAUCGUAGAUGCUUUAGGGGACAGAAUAUUCAGCUUAGAAGGGACGUUCGGGUUUAAUGAAAGCUCCUUUGAGCUGGAGAUGUCGCAGGUUGGCUUUUCCAUGCACAUGUUAGAGGACGGGAUUCUGUUUGGGACCGUGGGUGCGUACGACUGGGACGGAGCAGUGCUAAAGGAGUCCAGCCGGGGCCGUAUCAUGCCUCCUCGUGCCGCCUUUGAGAAGGAAUUCCCCAUAAAGAUAAAGAACCACGCGGCUUACUUGGGUUACACGGUGUCCUCCAUCACCUUGCGGAACGGGAAGGUUCUGUAUGUGUCCGGUGCCCCGAGGUUUAAACACAAGGGUAAAGUCAUCCUUUUCGAGAUGUCCGGUGUGGGCAAAGUAUCCAUUUCCCAAGCACUGGUGGGCGAACAGAUUGGCUCCUACUUCGGCAGCGAAGUGUGCCCUGUCGACGUUAAUGGAGAUGGGGCUACAGAUGUUCUGCUCGUGGCGGCUCCCAUGUUCCUGGGGCCACAGAAUAAAGAAUCAGGAAGGGUUUAUAUCUACAGGGUCGGCCAGUUACAUCUAGCGUUGAACGGCACGCUGCACGCAGACCGAAAGGUCCAGGACUCGCGUUUCGGAUACUCGAUGGCGACUGCCACAGAUCUAAAUCAUGACGGACUAAAUGAUGUGGUUGUGGGCGCGCCGCUGGAGGACAACCACAGGGGGGCGCUGUAUAUCUACCACGGGUACCGCAACACCAUCCUUCCAGCCUACAAACAGAGAAUCGACGCCUCGUCCUUCCACCUCGGACUCAGCUAUUUCGGGCGCAGCGUGAGCGCACAGAUGGACCUGGAUGGAGACGGACUCGUGGACCUCACCGUUGGCGGCCAAGGAGCUGCUGUCAUGUUGAGGUCGAGGAGCAUUGUCCGGGUCAACGCAUCCAUGCUGACAAACCCUUCUUCCAUCAACAUGGUGCAGAAGUCCUGCCACCGUUCCGGCAAGGAGUCCGUCUGCCUGAAUAUCACAGUCUGCUUCUCCGUCACCUCCAAGACGCCUGGAAAAUGGGACAACCGUUUCGGUCUUUCUUAUAACCUCUCCUUGGAUGAUCGAAAGAUCACCUCUCGUGCGGUAUUCGAUGAAAACGGCCAGAAGCAAUUAAGCAAGCGUAUCCGGGUGACCGCGGGGAAAGUCACUUGCAUGACCCUCGGCUUUCAUGUCAUCGAAACUGUUGACUACUUGAGGCCAGUUCUGGUUCUCCUGCGAUUCAAUCUGAGCGAUAUAGAGUCUAGCCCGGUGCUGGAUGACCGAUGUCCCUCGACUGUCAAAAAGCUGGUUCCGUUCUUCAAGGACUGUGGCGAAGACAACGAGUGCACCGCAGAUCUGGUCCUCAGGGCUCGUUGGCACAACUUUCUACCAAGGGACCAGCCCUAUAUCGUCCGGAGAGACCAGAAAAAGGUAUCUGUGGACAUCAUGCUGAAGAACAAAGGGGAGAACGCGUACAACGCCAGCCUAAGGGUCUGGUUCUCCAAAAACCUCCUCUUCUCCAGCGUUUCUACAAAGGGAGGCACCCAGAACAAAGUGGAGUGCACGGCUCUGUCCAACGACACGCGGCUCUGCAGCGUCAGCUAUCCUGUUCUCAAGUCCAAAGCAUCGGUUUCCUUUGGUUUAGAGUUUGAGCUGAGCUGCUCCACUCUCUUGAAUCGCAUGCAGAUCAAACUUAACGUCACCAGCGAUAAUACCGAAAUGAACGAGACUCUGCACGAUAACGCAGCGGAGCUUUUAGCAUCUGUCCGAUACGAGCCCGAAAUCUUCAUCUUGAGCGAGUCCAGUCUGAACCGAUAUGAAGUUCAGCCGGCUUGGACGUUCCACCACAAGCAAGGUCCAGAGUUCAGAACGAAUUUCAAGGUCCAGUAUGUCGGCUGCUACCCGAUCCACAAUGCGUCAGUGCAGAUCCGUACCCCGGCGAUGGCCCACGGGAGCUCCUACUUCCUGACGGUCUCCAGGAUAAUUGCCGAUAACGCCACGUGUUUUUUUUCCAACGUGACCCAACCAAAAACACCAGUAGCUCCAGUUCACCAGGAAGACCUUCUCCACACGGCGAUCCUGAAUUGCAGUAACAGCUGGUGCGAGACCAUCACCUGCCUCAUCCCAAAGCUUCACCAGAACAACGACCUGUCCAUAUCCUUACUACGCGUCAUUCACAACCAGUUCUUCGCAAAGGCCAAGUUCCGUUCUAUCAAAGUGGUCAGUACGUUCACUCUCCGCCUAAACGAAGAUGGGAUCCUGUUCACGGACAGCGGGGGACAUCGGAGAGAGAGCGUCCUGGAAGUCCUGCAGCCGGUUCUCCUCUCCAUCUCCCUGUGGAUCCUGAUUGGGAGCGUCAUUGGGGGCCUCCUUCUCCUGGCUCUGAUCAUCUUCAUUCUGUGGAAGCUGGGAUUCUUUACAAGAAAGACACAAGGAGAAGAGGAGAAAGUAGAGUCCGAUAAGGAAGAGCAAUGACCACAUUGAGAAUAAGAUGAAAAUUUCUUCACCAAGAUUAUCAUGUGGACUCCAUGCCAGACCCCCACCCCCCCCCAGACAGUCCUGUCUGGACUUACUGAGAUUUUACAGUAAUGAAACCUAAUUAUCUAACAUGAAGAACUUUUGUAAAAAGAAUUGUCCUUCUCAAGGACGGACGUUCGUUACGAAACCGACUCAUGCUAAGACCUCUGCAAGAAGCAGGUGAGAUACCUUCAGACCAACCCCUGGAGGGAAAAGCUGCUGGCAAACUGUGGUCAUGAGCUAAAGAUUUAUCUGGAAUUCCUGGUGACAAAGGAAAACUGUGACGGGAAGGAGUAGGUUCAUCCGCCUACCAACAUUUCCCUGUUUAUCGCACAAGAGAAACCGCAACAAAGCAACGGGACACUAAGGGUAAAACAUACAGGAACAGACAGAACGUGGCCUUUCCUUCCACCAGGAGAUGCCCUGAUGCUGCUCUCAACUGUUUUGGGCUAAACAUCCUAAUAUUUACCAUGAUAUCAUCAUCAUCAUCAUCAUCACAAGUAGCCUCCACAAAAUCAAACGGUCAACAAAUGCGUUCAGGGCAAAUAAAACAGGACAGGGGGCAGAACCUUUAAAUAGGUGUUCCUGUUAUCGAUUAAUAUUCCUUUAAGU
Spea bombifrons (plains spadefoot toad) is the source of this 4234-nucleotide messenger RNA. It is a transcript of the gene ITGA10, whose product is annotated as integrin subunit alpha 10. The coding region runs from base 74 to 3580 and encodes 1168 amino acids. The transcript has 30 exons. Gene Ontology annotation, biological process: cell adhesion mediated by integrin; cell-cell adhesion; cell-matrix adhesion. The record is from RefSeq and is a predicted model, not a curated record. NCBI's taxonomy places the organism in Eukaryota, Metazoa, Chordata, Amphibia, Anura, Pelobatidae. Gene Ontology annotation, cellular component: external side of plasma membrane; integrin complex. Gene Ontology annotation, molecular function: integrin binding.